This is a messenger RNA of Anopheles stephensi (Asian malaria mosquito), 8492 nucleotides long. RefSeq names its product zinc finger FYVE domain-containing protein 26 homolog (gene Sptz). The coding region runs from base 794 to 7582 and encodes 2262 amino acids. The transcript is spliced from 5 exons. Gene Ontology annotation, molecular function: metal ion binding; phosphatidylinositol-3-phosphate binding. NCBI's taxonomy places the organism in Eukaryota, Metazoa, Arthropoda, Insecta, Diptera, Culicidae. The record is from RefSeq and is a predicted model, not a curated record. Gene Ontology annotation, biological process: regulation of cytokinesis; mitotic cytokinesis; double-strand break repair via homologous recombination. Gene Ontology annotation, cellular component: centrosome; lysosomal membrane; midbody.
AACGUGAAAUUGCCAAAAAUUUCAAGGCCAAGGAGAGGCCGUUGUGAACCGAAAGCUUUCUAAAUUACGUGCCAUUUGAACCACAACGGGCUGUAUUGAGCUGUUGUGUGAAAACAUGUCGAACAUCGUUGGGUUUCUAUCUACAACAAAAACUGCAAAGGAAUACGGAACUAAAUUGCCUUUUUCGGCAGGUUUCAUAUUUCUGCUUCUAGAUAGUUUUUCAGAGGAUCCAUCUCACUUUUCCAAUCAUACAAUUUUUGUUGCUUCGUAAUCCAAUGUGUUUGGAUGAUUUCGUUUAAACCCCAAUCAAGUAUUGAUUCGACAGAUGUAUACACACGCACACAUGCACACUCGACUUUGUUUGACGUGCAAGGCAAACGUAAACAAACCGUUUUGACCAACAGAAGAAGAAUCCGUUCCAACGUUCAACAGUCGAAAGAAUUACUGAACUAAAUGCAAAUUUGCAGCGGUUCUACAUCAGUGCAAUUGUUUCAAACUAAAGCCGCGUACAAUUAUUGUUAGAUGAUGCACAACACACAAAGUUCACACUAGUUGUGAUCUGUUUAUGAAUGCUCCCACAGAACGGGGUUCCGGUACCGUUGAUCCGAAGCAUCAACAAGAAGAAGAAGAAGAAGUCUGACUCAACGAUGGUGAUAUCAGCUGUUUUCAAUACGCAGCCCAGAACGAUUCUCGUCGCAGUCGCGAUCCCAAACUAGCUCGGGACAUCAAGCGUGUGCAAGCAGCGGUAGUGAGCGACUGUACGCUAGAAUUAUGUGUGCGAUAGUUCGUGAAGAUGGAACACUUUAACGAAUAUUGGGAACUGUUUGUGGACAGAAAAGAUUCGAUUGCCAAAGAAAUUAUUGCGUACUACAAAACGCUGGACGACCACGAAGAUGGAACCGAACUGUCCGAACAAUGUCGCCGAUUUUUUCGCAAAAAUAUGACCCACAGCCCAUACCCAACAUGUCAGCUGCUGAAACUGUUGGCCAUGUCGAAAAUCGCGACCAAAAACGCCGUCAUUCACGAUGUCACCACGGCAGCCGUGCUGGAGGCGUUCGAGCAGCAGGGGCAGGUUGAUCGGAACAAGUGCUACAACAUCCUGGCGAACAGUGUGAUGCCUGCCAAGGCAACCAAUCGCUUUAAGCUGUGCAUUCUGAAAGCGUUGGAGAGGAACACGGUGGAGCUGGAGCUGUUGAUGCUUGCGCUAUUUGCAAGGAAAAGUGUCAAGUUGAUCGUGCAUCUGCUUCCCGAGCUGGUGGGCCCGCUGCAACAGCAACAGGCUUGGGCUGCACUCGAUAAGAAGCAGCACUUUGUCAUCGAGUUGCUGCAAAGCAGUGCAAAUCCACCUUACGUGCAUCAGGCCAACUACAUCCGCUUUGUUGAACAGGCUUGGCUGGCAAAUAGUGGCGGCGGUACAUUUUCACCCACCGCCGACGGGCUGGCAUAUUUGUCCAGCCCAGAUAAAUCGUAUCUGACGGCUUACCUGCUGGAGCUACAGCGUUGCUAUCUGAUACAGCAAAAUCUGCACCUCGACGAAGCGCUGCUGCCACCGAAAGAUUUUCCCCAGCACGCAACCGUGCUCGGUAUGAUGCUGCGUGCCAAAGUGGAUUUAAAUGAGACUGAUUUUGCGAAGCUGGCCGCUGUGAUAAGAACGAAUCGGACGCUAAACGAGCAGAUAAUGGCCAUGACUAACGCGGCGACUGAAAUGGGAAACUCCGAACUGAUGGCGCUGUUUCAAGUGCACGCAAUAUUCGCGCUGUACAAAGCAAUAGAAGCGUCCAGUGCGGGGCCGGAAAGCGCUCUGCUUAUCGCCACAAACAAUCUCGACACACAGCUAAAGUGCCUUUUCAAGGAAAUGGACAUGGACACGUUCAUGCAGACGAUAGAAUCGAUCUUCACGAUGCUGUUCGUGCGUGGGGAGCUGAUUUCCGCUGAGCCGCCACCGAGCAUGCCCGAGCGGAAGAAUUUUAUGUGCAGCGUAGCGCUGCUGGCCACCCUAACGUCCAGCAUGAAAUCGAUCAUGAUAACGAGGAAGCAUUCCGCUACCUUCCACGAGGCGAACGGCAAGCUGAAGCAACGCUUUCAAACGCUCUACGAUCUUGUCACCGACGUGUGCUGGCGCUUAUCACUGUUUGACGAGCAUGCGCCUUCCGAAGGCACCCCACUUGACCCGAAAUGCGUCCGCCCGCUUCAUCUCGUCGACAUGUGCCCCGUGCCGACAGCGCUGACGCAUACGAUCGACGCCAGCUACGGCGAACCGUCGUCGUCGUCGGGCAGCGCCAAACUGUUCCGCAGCGUUGAAUCGAUCGCGGCCAUGGACUUUGCCACCGGCCAACGGCAUCGGUACGGGUACUACGGUACACUGCCAAAGCACAAAUCUUCCCGCAGACAAACCCGCCAUCCGCCAGCGGCCACCGUCGCGUCGAGCAACUCGGGCGGCAGCAACAAGGAGCUGCAGCGGCAAGGCUCGCAUUCGGUCGAUACGACGAAAACCGACGAUCGCAACGGUGCGGAACUGGAGCACACCGUUGCCGUUGGUAGCAUGCGCAGCGUUUUGGGGAGCAAGAAAAAUUUCACAAAGCUGUUUGCAACGCCCGAGACGCUAGCCGUGAUGUGCCUUACCAACGGCAGGAUGAGCUUUGCGAAACAAAUUAUCGAGUGCCAUAAUCUGGCCGAUCGGCCCGUCGGCAAGCUUGUGGAACGAAUCGAGCAAAUGCAGCAUCUCAAGCAUGAUUUGGCCGCGUUGAUAAAGAAGACCGAGCGCAAGCAGGAAGCCACGAUGGGGCCGUUCGGUGAAGCGCAAUCGAGCGACAGCAACAGCGACGUUCUGUUGGACGACAUUCGGCUCAAAACGGCCAAGGGAUUUAAAAUCUCGAAGGUGCUGAGUACGCUGGAAACGUUUCUAAAGUCGCAAACGGCGUGCACGGAGGACGAGGUCCUAGCACCGAUGGACCGGUUCGUAUCGCGGUACCCGUUCCUCAGCAUCCUCACCGGCAAGAACCUGCAGCUCAGCCAGGUCGUAGACAUCAUCUUUAACUUACCGUUCAACUACGAGCUGAAUCUCGCUAUCUACAACUUUUUGCUCAAAAACGCACAGCACACAACGAGCAUGGCGUCGAGCAUAGCAAUGUCCACCAGCAUAGCCGGCCACGGGGGCGAAACGUCACGGGCGUUGGUCGGAAAUUACGUCGCCUUCUUUGGCACGAUCAUCGACACGCUUCAGACGGCGCACAAAACGCUACGUUGCUCCAGGGGCAGUUUCACCGACCAGCACCUCACCAUCGCCGAGCUGCUGUCGCGCGAAGUCUGCCCGCUGGACACGAUGGAAAACGGGAUGGUGUGGAAAAGGCGGGCCAGCUUUUACGACACGCUCGAGCGUUGCGACGAGCUGGACUUUGCGACGGACGAACUGGAACGAAUCGGCGGUGCACUGCCGAAGGCCGGCGGUGGGUCCGCAUCGCUGACGAAGGUGAAACAAUAUUUAGAACAUUUGACAAAGUUACUGCUCGCGCUGCAGCCGAACGCAGGUGAGGAGGCCGGCACUGGGCACGGUGAUUCUACCAAAGUAGCAAACCUUAUACGCACGGACGUUCAAAGUCUCAUGGUGGAACGUUUGCUCGAGAAGCGCAUUUCGUUUGGCGCCGGAGACACCAUGUGCGGAAUGUUGGGCAUCAAUCUGGUGCAAACGUUAGGCAGGAGAAUCCUUGGCCCGAAGGAAGAACCGGCCGACGAACGCGAGUUGCGGAAGGUGGACGGUUUGUGGGAAUUUAUCGCCAGCAAAAGUGAGCUCUUGCGCCGCUUAUGUACGAUCGAAAUCGACAGUUCCCGGGACGAUGGCAGCGUAAAGUCACCAAUCCACAACUACGGCAAGCUGGUGCGCACUAGUCAUAAGCAAGAGUUGCCGCUCGGCUGUAGCUAUGUGCGGCCGAACAAUCCGCCGCAAACAGAGCUCUUCCCGCUGGAAUGUGUCCGACCUUGCUGCAUGCUGGAGCAGAAGGAAGGAAAAUACUAUACCAAGGUAGAGUCCGUCAUGCAAGACGCUUCCAUGGAACAGAAGGCCCUCGCGUUACUCGCAAACGUGGAUAGGUUUGCGGUGGCAACUGAAUGGAUAAGCGCAUCCGAGCAUCUGCUGGCAGCUAUUCCCAAGAGCGUCCACGACGACGACCAGUUGGCAAUACUACCCGCCACACGCCAACGGCUGCAGCAGAAGGCAAACGAGCUCCGAACGUACGUGGCGAUUGGGAAAUUUCUUCAGCUUCCCACCGCGGACGCGUGCGAUGGUUGGCAGAACGCGCAGACAUUUUCCGCGGCCAAUAAAAGCCUCAUCCUGCAUCAGCUGAUCGAUCAGGGCGAGUACCGGGUGUGCGCCGAAUGGAUCAAGCUGCACCCGAUCGACGCGGAAAAGGAGCUGGAGAUGUUUAUGUACGCCGUGCACAAGGUGUUGACCGCCGCCAACACCACCACCAUACCACCGCCGGCUCCCGGGGCGACCGAUGCUCCGCCGGACAGCGAUGACGCACCGAUCGCGUGGCUCUUCCGCAUCAUUGAAACGAUGCCGAUCGAAGCCGUGGUGAAGCUGUACGAAACGAUAAUGCUCAACAUCCGGAGCGUGCCGGUGGUUCGGUACAUGCUGGAGUACCUGCGCCGCUACACCACAACGAAACCGCUCUACCAAAGCUAUCAGCUGUCGUUGCAAAUCUUCGAACACUUGUCGCGCGAAGAAUACGACGGGCUGUGGAAUCUGGCCAGCCGUCCGCUGCUCAUAAUCGAGCAGUGUUUGAUGAAUUCGCGGCUCGAGCUACUGUCGGCAGUGAUACGCUCGAUCCGCAGUCUGCUGGUGCCGGAUGUCUGUGCGCACUGUUACGAGCACCGGGAGUACAUUCGCGAUCUCCGGGAUGCUGUGCAGCAACAGACGACGACGCCGCCACUUCGGCGAUAUCCCGUCCACGAUGGGCUUUUCAUUAGCCACGAGUGCGUCGACUGUCUGUUGCGCGUGUAUGCCGGCAAGGCGCUGGAGUACAAAGUGUUCCCAGACGUCGAACCGUCCGGCGACGCAUUGAACGGCGAUCCGACGCACCCGCUGGGAGCGGCAAGCCGUGUGUCGAGCUACGAUUCGCUCAGCGAGGUCGGCCAACCGUUCGUGAUGCCGAAAGAGAUACCGCCGCGCGACCGUUGGGUGAAGGACGAGGAGGCGCUGCACUGCAUGUGCUGUCGGCGAACAUUUUCGAUGCUUAACCGCCGCCACCACUGCCGCCGGUGUGGUCGCGUUGUGUGCCACGCUUGCUCGAAGAAAAAGUUGCGGCUGCAAAGCUUUUACGAGGAUGUUGCCGUGCGAGUGUGUGACGAUUGUUGGCGUGCGCUGGCGGAAACGCAACCAGCGGCGAGCGCACCGGUCGGUCCGAGUGGAGCGCACCCGCGGAUGGCCGACUCCAUCGGCAGUCAGCAGUUCGAGUGGCAGCUGACGGGCAACGAGCGGUACGAUGGCGUGAUCCGCGACGAGUACAGCUACGAGUAUGCGCCGUCCACGAGCCAGUGUCUGGCGAUCUGCAAUCUGCACACACCGAACGAAGAGAUGGCCAGCUUUCUGCUGUAUCACUGUGCCAAGCUGGAGGCGCUGCUGCGUCCGCUCCACCCCGGCAUUCCGAACCCCGAGAUCGAUUACGCGCUCGUAGCUCGCAUGCUGCUGAACCUAACGCUCGGCGUCAAGGUGCGGGGCGGCGGGGCGGAGGUGGAGAAGAUGAAGGAGCACGCCGAAAUCAUUCUCUCGAUCGUGCACGACAACUGCGAAUCGCUGCUGCUGCACACACCGUCCAUGACCAACCAUGGCAGCUUGCGCAAGCUGCGCGACGCGCUCGUGAAGGCGGAAAAGUGGACGCUGGCACUGGAGCUGUCGCUCAAGUGUGGCUUCUCGCUGAACGGCGUGAUGGCCGCCUGGGGGAUGGCCUGCCUGCGAGCCGGCUGUUACGAGACUGCGCGGGAAAAGUUCUCCCACUGUCUGCCGCGCGUCGCGUCCGAGGCCGAAUGUGAGGCGGUGCUGCGUACGAUCGAGCUGCCGGCGAUGAUCGCCACUGCCCGCCAAGUGCCGAUCGUGAAGCGUCCCACCCGAUGUCCUCCACUGCUGAACGAAAUCCUGUACGCUUUAACGUGCACAGCCCGGCUGGGCGCACCGUCCGAGCGUGUGAUCGCCAGGGUGAAUGCGGCAAGACAGGUUGCGGCUGGCACUGCGGCCGCCUCCCACGAACCGACGCUAAACAUUCUCAGCACGCUGGCGAACCUGCGCCACAUCUGUCAGGGUGAGUUCGAUGGCGACAUACCCGGCCCGGGCGCGGAACGGUUGGCGCGCAACGACAGUGCGCCAAUCAUGUGUAGCCGGCUGUUUGAGGAAUCCAUGCACUAUCUGCUCGCGUACGGUUCGCAUCAGAGCGUGGUACAGUUUCUGAUGCGCUACCAGCAGACGGAGGUGGCCUCGCUUCGCUACAUACUGGCGCAGCGCGUCGAGCCGGACGUGUUCCUGCAGACCGUUCUGCUGCCGUACCUGCAGCGCGGCGAGCUGGACACGGUCGUGCAGCGGCUGUCGGACAUCGACGACACGUUGCUCGAGUGGCGUGAGCACCUUCGCUACGUCUGCCGCUAUCUCGAGACGAACGACAUGCUGAACAGCCUGUACAACUUGCAGCUGCUGCUGAAGGACCCGAUACGCGCCAGCAUGACCUGCGUGCGGUUCUACACGCUGGGCUGCCGCACCUUUGCCGAUCUGCACGCGGCCGAGCAUCAUCUCAAAACUAGCGUUUCCCAUCUGCAGAACGAGCUGGAACUCUGCAACUGGCAAGAGGUGCGCCUGAACAGCACCGGGCGAGCCAUCGAAACGCACCACUCGCUGCUGAUGAAGCUCGAUCCGAAGGAGUUGAACAAUCACAUCAACACCAUUCUGCUGCAGCUCGAGGUCACCAAAUUUCUGGCCACUUGUGAAGCGAAAGGACGCCAAACGGUUGCGUUGCUGCCAAAGAUUUUUCGUGAAGCGUCCCAACUGCCAACUCUGUUUGGUUCGAGCCACGAAAGGCUACAGCUCGCCAUACUGACAUUGGUUUGCGGACAAAACGUGGAAGAGGCCUUCGGUCUUUCGUACAGAAUCAUCCAAGACUAUAACCUCGACACGCAGCGAGUGUACGCGCUGACGGCCAAGUAUUUUAUCAACCAUGGCAAAGUUGAGGACGUCGGUAAGCUGCUGGACGUGAUCGUCGGCAACGAGAGCAGCACCGGUGCGUCCGAUCAACCCGCCGUCGUGUCAGCCAUCUGCGACGAGAUUGUGCGAGUUUCGGUGGAUGUUGCCAUUGCCCGCCACGGAACCGGCGUCCAUACGAAGGUCGCGUUGGAAGCAUUGAUUAACCGGGCAAGCUCGGUGGCGGUACGUAUCCAUUGUUACAUUGCGUCUGGUCAGCUGAAGGCGGCCUAUCUGCUGGCAAACCGGCACCAGCGGACGGGUGACAUUCGGAAAAUUUUACGCCAAGCUGAACUGCUCGGUCAGAUGCACGUGAAGCGGUUGUGCGAGGCGCGGCUUAACCAUCAGGAGAGUGCUUCGUAAGUCACCGCCUACUAACAAUAAACAAGUGAUAUAUAUAUAUAUAUACGGAGCAACGGAAUGCAGGUUCGCUCGUGUUAACUAGGCAUACAGUCAUGAGAAUGCUUUACAGCACGUCACAGUCAAAGUGGGACGCUUUAAAGAUUUGACCAUGCGAGGAAGUUUGUAGAGGGUUUCGAUCCACUUUAUGCAACUUUCUGAGUGGCUCGGUUCCAUCGUUUUAACUUCAAUCCCGGUGUGGAAAGUUGCAAUCGGUUAGGGGAAGAUUGUAACUCGACUGUGGAACAUUGCAAUCAGCAUAAUCGCGUUGCUAAUCGCCCCUAACUGUGUACGAGAUUCCAUUAUAUGACUGCAAAGAUCCACUGUGUUUCACUGUUUGAUUUGAAGCAUUCUUCUGAGUGAUUCAAAAGUUACACAUUAUGUGGACUCAAAAGCCUGUAAACCAAUGAGGAGUUGGAGAUUUUUUUCUUCUAUUUUCCCUCUAUUUUACCCAAAGUCCAUCAUCAUUUCAUAGCCCAGGAACGGACUUCCUACCAGACAGGGCAGGGAGUCGGGUCCCGUCCGAAUCGCCUCCCAGAAAGUUAGAAAUCUCAGGCCGAAACCUUUCGAGGUUCUAGAGCCAAGGAGCCAGCAGGAAGCAGGAAGAAGAAGAAGAAGGGUAGUUCACGACGAUCGUCCACUAAUGGUUUGGGGCAAUGAGUGCCGACACUUAACGAGAAAAAUGUCGAUCGAUUGAGCGAUCAUUUUCUCGCACGAUGGAAACCAUUUUAAGUUGUCCCACAUUGACUGUCACGUACUGUAGUGUAGGUAUUCAUUGUUAUGAUAUUCUGAUCUGGCGAAUCGUCUGAAGCCAGUAAUCACUGUGAGCGUAUCGAAUUUCGUUAGUAAAUUUAUUGAUCGAUCGAUAACCGAA